UGGUAGUGUCGGAGCAUCACCGCCACAGUGUUAAAGUGAGAGCAGGACGCGUGGUGAAGAGCGAACCUCGGCAGAGACGCGCUCCUCUUCUUUAGCCACUACUUUUUAUUGGGUUUUACGCACAAGAGAAAUACACAAGGAUAGACAAGAGGGGGAGAGAGGGAGAGAGAGAGAGAGAGAGUGUGUGCGCAGGACAGAGAGAGGCAGAUAGAAAGAGGGAGGAGGGAAAAGAGAGAGAGCGAGCGACCAAGAGAGAGAGAGAAUUCGCACGGGUUUUUGGAGCUACGCUUUCAUGCCGUCAGUCUUGCGGACUCUGAGAUGGACGUCAGAUUUUAUCCAGCUCCCCCUGCAAGCGUGGGUUCAUGUACUUUACCGACUGACUCCGGUUUGGACUAUUACCACACCAACAAGAGCAGAUACGCAGCCGCAGAUCGAGGCGUGAGGCUCUACAGUUCCCUGCCCAUGCGCCCAAACCCUGACGGCAAGAGACUGCCCUCUACUGGGUUUGAUGGUGACAACAUGUACAUGAAUGAGAACAACCAUGAGUUCCUCGCCCCAAACCAGAUUGUAUACAAAGAUGGAGGACAACGGAUUGCCCCCUGGUGGUCGGCUGCAGUUGACGUCUUAAACCCCGCCUCCUUCAUGUUAGCAGAUGGGACGAUACAAAAAAGCUACUCAGGUCAGAGUGGCGGCGGCGGCGGGGGAGGAGGAGGCGGUGGAGGCGGCGGCGGCGGAAACGGGGACGAGGACUACGAGAUCCCCCCCAUCACUCCGCCGAACCACCCGGAGCCCCCUCUCCUUCACCUGAUGGAGCACGACUCCACAGGCUACCUCUGCCACUCGCUGCAACACAAUGGGCUCAUCAACCCGUAUUCCUACCCAGAGCUGCCCACACUCAUGAUGUCGAACAUGCUGGCGCAGGACGGCCACCUCGUUUCCAGCCAAAUGCCCUCGAUGCAGGAGAUGGCUUUGCACCACCACCACCAACAGCAACACCGUCACCAGCACCCGGGCGGCGCUCAUUACAACCCGGCCCAUAACCACCCCCUGAUAAACAGCUCAAUGUCCAACCCCAUGAGAGCCCUGUCCCAGCUGAACUCUCAGGUCAGCCGCAGUGCGCUGCCUCACGGCUCCCCCUCACCUCCCGGAAGUAAAUCGGCCACACCCUCCCCCUCGAGCUCCAAUCAGGAAGAGGAGACUGAUCCUCACGUGAAGAUCACAGGUGAGAAGCGGCCAUCUUCAGAGAUGAUGAAGCCCAAACCCAAGCCCCAGAAGAAGAAGAAGAAGAAGGAUCCCAAUGAGCCCACCAAGCCUGUGUCAGCCUACGCUCUGUUCUUCAGGGACACCCAGGCAGCCAUUAAAGGACAGAAUCCCAACGCCACCUUCGGCGAUGUAUCCAAGAUAGUCGCCUCCAUGUGGGACGGACUGGGAGAGGAGCAGAAACAGAACUACAAGAGGAAAACAGAGGCUGCGAAGAAGGAGUACCUGAAAGCCCUGGCCGCCUACAGAGCCAGUCUGGUUUCCAAGACGUAUAACGACCAAGUGGAGACAAAAGGCGGCCAAUCGAGCCAGGGCUCUCCACACAUGAUGUCAGCCAACCCGCCCCUGUACAGCGUGCCACACCCCCCCCAGCCGUCGUCACCCUACCUGGGGCCCGGGGGCUUCCCCCUCACCGACCUGCAGAGCUACGCAGGACACGCCCCCCGCCACACCCUGUCGCAGACGCUCAGCCAAUCGCAGAUGCUGCCCAGCAUUAGUGCCUCUCCCCCUUCCUCCUUCCAGAUCAGCCCCCCACUUCACCCCCACCAGCAGCUCUCCAUGCACCAGAGCUCGCUCCUCAACCAGCCGAUCCGCAUGCAGCAGUCCCAGCCAAUCAUCCCUCACCAGAUGGGGCUGCAGGCCUCUCUUCACUCCCCGCCUCAUGGGCAGCAGGGUUUCUCCCACCUCCAGUCAGAGUAUCAGAAGAGUAUUGGUGGUUCCCAGUCUCCAGGAGCCCCUGGUCCUGGUCCAGGCCCUGGAGGGCCUCAGGGCCACGACUGGGACGGUGAAUACUGCAAUCGGGAGUGUGGCAACCACUGCAGUGGCAGCAUGAUAGGCAGGGACAAGCCACUCUACCUCACCUGAAACUGAAGAUCUCUGUCAACAAAUACGACACCGAGGAGUCUACUGUCACCCCCCCCCCCCCCUCUCCCCACCACCAACCAUCCCCCUCUCCCAUUUCUCCCCCUCUUCUGAUGCACACGCAUAACAUACACACACAGUGCACACUUAACAUACAAUUACACACUCCCACAUGCAAACAGACACACACAGAAACACACACAGAUUCUGCCUCCAAGACACCAUCACACACCACCACCUUUAUUUGUCAAUGUAACUAUUAUUAUUUUUAUUUCUCAGUUUCUAGAAGAAUUUGUGACCGGAGUUUUUUGACUAGAUGACUACUGUCUGUACCACUUAAUGUAUUAGCAGUCCUCUCGCUGUAUUAAAUUUGCCAAGCACUUACGAAGCGACGCAGCCCCACCCCCACCCACCCCACCCACCCCACCCCUCCUCUGUCUGAGUUGUGCGUCUGUGCCCUCUCCGCCACAGACCGGGCGGCUGAGCACUCCUCUGCUAUGUCACCCUCACAGACCCCUCAGGGGCCACAUGCAGCUUUAAUUAGAAUGAGAAGAAUUAAAAAAAAAGAAAAAAAGAACGACUCUUCCUUCUUCUUUAAUCAUUUUAAUUUCCUUUUUUUUUUAAAUUUUUUUUUACCCCCUUUUUUGUUGUUGUUAUUGUUGUCGUUGAUGUUUUAUUUAUUUCUGGCUUGCAAGAUUGUUCCUCUUUUUUUUUGUCGGGGCCCUGUGUUGUAGAGAAAUAUUAACUUCUAGUAGGUUCAGCACAGGCCUCCAUGUAAUGGUAGCUUUGCUUAAGGGCCUGCAAAUUAAUAUGAAAAAAAGCUUGGGUGGGGGGGGGGGAAGAGAAACAAAACAAAAAUAAUCUUUUUUUAAUAUUAAAGACCUGUUUCGGGUCGACUGAGCUGUCACAGUGUGAUUGUAAAUAUCACUUUUAUGGGAUCAGAUUGGGAAUCGGAGGUCCAGAUAGAUUUGUCUCUUCUUUAAUAUCACAUGUGAGCCAUUGUGUGUGUGUAUGGAUGAGUGUGCGUGCGUGUGUGUGUGUGUGUGUGUGUGGACGUUAGAAUGUACCCCAUUCAUAGCGCACGCAGUUCGAGCGCGUGCACGGAUCCUCGUGCACGAGAGCGUCUCAGUGUUUCAGAGUCUUUCUGGUGAAUUUGAACAGCCGUGUGCAGCUGGAUUUCAGACGAGUAUUUCACACUCUCGUUCCUGCAUUAAAUCCGUGCUCACUGGUGUGGUUUUUUUUUCCAAUAAAGUUCAAUCUAAAAACUGAAUACACAAUAUGUGUCCUGCAGAUCAUUAAAUGGAAAGAGCCAGGUGAGAGAGACGGAGAGGAAGGACACGCAAUGAGAGAAAGAAGAAAAAAAAACAAAACGCCAGGAGAUAUAAAAUGAGAUAUAAUGUCGCAGGUGAACACAAGAAAAAAAAGAAAAAGAUAUUGCCUCAAAACACCCCCACCCGCCCCCCCAUCCCCUCCCUCCCUCCCUCUAUCCCUCGCUCCCUCUUCUUAUUUUGUCUGACCACGAUGUCGAUUCUCGUCUCCUCGACAGGCAGCAGUGAAGUAAUGGAACAUGUGAAUGGAGCCAUCACAUCCGCGUUACAGUGAUUUUUAUAAGUUUCUAGUCGGUGUUUGGUUGUGUUGAUCUCAUCUUUUUAACUCUCGUGUGAUUAACAGAAAUGCAUUUUGUUUGCUGACAGACAUCUGUUCUCAUCUCUUUGCUCUGUAGCAUCGAAUCCACUUUCAGUUGUUACAGAACUAUAACAUUCUAAGUUGUGUAAAAAAUAAAAACCUGCCAAUUGUAGUUAUUUUAUUUGUAAAGCCAGUAAACGAUAAAUAUUUUAAAUGGUUAUCAAUAUAUUGUGUUUUUUUUCCCUCUUUCGCUAGUUGCCCAUCAGCCAUUGGACAGGUUUUUUCUUAUUUAUGAAAGAAAUUAGAUCACUUUUGCUUCUUACAAUGGAGGUGUAUUUUUAUUCUUAAUCUAUUGUUUUUGUUUCCUUUGGUUUGAUAUAUACAAAAAAAAAAAUGAUGAUGACCACAGUGACUAUUAUUUCUUUCAUUUUUCUUUUUUUUUUUACAUUUUGGUUGCUGCUCCUUUCUUUCCUUGCCAGCAGCAUCUGUUUGUGUCACGACGCUUCUUUAAUUUUCAAACCUGCAUAAUAAAAAAAAGUGAAAAAGUG
This is a messenger RNA of Platichthys flesus (European flounder), 4295 nucleotides long. It is a transcript of the gene tox2, whose product is annotated as TOX high mobility group box family member 2. Gene Ontology annotation, biological process: regulation of transcription by RNA polymerase II. Gene Ontology annotation, cellular component: nucleus. The record is from RefSeq and is a predicted model, not a curated record. The transcript has 11 exons. Bases 319 to 2124 code for a protein of 601 amino acids. Lineage: Eukaryota; Metazoa; Chordata; Actinopteri; Pleuronectiformes; Pleuronectidae. Gene Ontology annotation, molecular function: chromatin DNA binding.